UGCAUUGGCCCCUAAAACUGACGACUAUAUCUCUGGGGCCAGAAAUAUAGUAGGCCAUCUAUUUUCUUCAACAAAUUGUCAGCUCAGAUGGGCCAUUAACUGAAUGCUCCCUCACACCACUUUUAUUAAUAGCUUCCAGAGAGAGGCUGGCGUGCAGAGGCUCAGCUGCCACUUCUCAUGGCCCGAGUUCUGCGAUGAACGCCGGGGCUUCCAUCAGGAGUUUGUGUAUGAAGUCGCCAUGUUCUCUGCGGCCUGUGGCUUCCCCUGGCCUGACGUGAUCCGGGCAGCUGUGAUCGCCAAAGACCUCUUCCCGCAGCUGGACGAUCUUGACGUACCCAAACUACUGUCCCUACUGAGAGAAGCGCUGCCUGAGCAUUUGCCAAACCUUACCUCUGUCCACCAACAUAAGUUCACCCAGUUCCUCACAGACACCUGCAUCAACCGGCGGAGGCUUUUCCAGGCGGUGGUAGGGGGAGCUGCUAACAUGUCCAUCGCUCAGCUACACUUAGAGGUGCAGUUACCACCCACACCCUGUCCUCUAGCACAGGGCACAGAUCUGCAUGAGUGGGAGCAUCAGCGUCAUCAAGCUGAGCUCAGCUCAAUGUUGCGACAUAAGGAGGAGAAGCUGCAGCUGCUUCGAGAAGGGUCAAGGGUAACUCUGGGGGAGGUUGAUGUUCCUGAGGAUGAGCAACUGGACAAGGAGGGUGUUUUGGCGUUGGUUCGUGCAGCUGUGAGGGCCACAGAAGGCCAGGUGCUGGCAAGUCUGAACCAAGAGACCUCCCUGCUCAGUGACAUCCUGCAGCUCAAACUGCAGCAGGCAGCAUUGGCCACCGGGAGGCUCCACAACCCUGUUACUUCCAACACAGGUCACGUCAACUUACUUCCAGAUGCACAAGCAAAGGCAAAGCUGCACACAGCAAAAGCAGGACUGAGGGAGUCUGGGAAUGCAGUGUGAAUAAAGCUAACAUGAAGAAAACAAAUAAAUGAAUCUCACUACUGUA
Messenger RNA from Micropterus dolomieu (smallmouth bass), 1001 nucleotides. It is a transcript of the gene lg01h8orf74, whose product is annotated as linkage group 01 C8orf74 homolog. Lineage: Eukaryota; Metazoa; Chordata; Actinopteri; Centrarchiformes; Centrarchidae. The coding region runs from base 104 to 955 and encodes 283 amino acids. The transcript is spliced from 5 exons. The record is from RefSeq and is a predicted model, not a curated record.